AUGGUUCGCUUCUCCGUUGCCGCCCUCGUCUUUACGGCGGGUUUCGCCGCAGCCCACCCCGCAGCCUUCCACCAGGCCAGCGGCAUCUUUGCGCGCCAAAACUGCGCGGCCAUCAAGGACCAGCCCGGGUCGCAGAGCGUCGGCACGGGCUCGGCCCAACAAUUCAUCACGGGCCAGUGUUUAUCCGCGGCCGAUUGCGCAUCCGGAUGCUGCGUUGCCCAAAAUGAUGGCAGCGGCGAGUGCAGGAACCGGAUCCCGACCGAGGAACGCGGGGCUACCUGCGACUUUGUCUGCGGCGGGGCAUCCAUCCCGGCCAAUCCUGGGAACAACGGCGGCACCGGUGCGGGGGCCGGCGGGAACACGGGCAAUGCUGGCAAUAACAACAACAACAACAACAACAAUAACGCCGGUAACAAUAAUGCCGGUGCCGGUGGCCAGUGUGCCAACGUCAACACCUCGAUCCCGGGGUCUCAAAACGUCGGCACUGGAUCUGGGACGCAGUUCAUCACCGGCCAGUGUCUCUCGCCCGCCGAUUGCGCCUCGGGCUGCUGCGUCGCUCAGGACAGUGGUAUUGCCGAGUGCAAGGCGCCGCUCCCAACUGCCGAGAAGGGACUGAGCUGCGAUUUUACCUGCGGCGCGGCGGCGAGCUCCUCAACCGCGGGGAACAGAGGAAGCGGAAACAGGCAGACCGGCGGCGGUAACAACCGCAACAGCAACAGCAGGAACAGCAACAACAGGAACAACAACAACAACAGCAAUAAUGGCAAUAAUGGCGCGGUCACUGCCCCCGCCCCCGCCCCUGGCCCCGCCGCCCAGGGUACAUGUGGAAACGUUGACCAAUCGCUGUCGGGGUCUCAGAAUGUCGGCACCGGAGCCGGAACCCAGUUCAUUACGGGCCAGUGCUUCUCUGCCGCCGAUUGUGCCUCGGGCUGCUGCGUCGCGCAGAGCAGCGGCAUCGCCGAGUGCAAGGCGCCAAUCCCCACCGCCGAGAAGGGGCUCAGCUGCAAUUUCAGCUGUAGCGCAUAG
Messenger RNA from Parascedosporium putredinis, 1026 nucleotides. The record is from the annotation of a GenBank genome assembly. NCBI's taxonomy places the organism in Eukaryota, Fungi, Ascomycota, Sordariomycetes, Microascales, Microascaceae.